Molecule: messenger RNA, 5680 nt
Organism: Athalia rosae (coleseed sawfly)
Lineage: Eukaryota; Metazoa; Arthropoda; Insecta; Hymenoptera; Athaliidae
Product: NPC intracellular cholesterol transporter 1-like
Exons: 7
Coding region: 1105-4086 (993 amino acids)
Cellular component (GO): membrane
Source: RefSeq, a predicted model, not a curated record
UAGCCUGAAGUAGCCUAUCGGUUCGUUAAUCGAAGUUCAUUUCAUGAACUAAAGUUGUGGUAUGAAAAAUAAAAAUUUAUCACUUCAAACACAAAGGUGUAAUUUCAUAGAUACAAAUUGGAAAUUUUAUCCGUAGAAGGAAGAAUUUUUUACUCCUUUUUUUCUCAUUUAGAUUGCCUAUUUUCAUUGUUUCAAAGUUAAAUAACAUAAAUUGGAAUGAAACAAAGAGUUGAGGAAUGUCUAAAUUUCCGAUCGUGCCAUUAAUAAAUCACGAGUUCAUUAAAUAAUAUAUAAUAAUUGAAACAAUAUUUUUUUUUUUACAAUAAAUUACUGUGAUAUGGAGGACAAUUCUAAAGCAAAUAAUAAAUCGAGCUUACGAAUUAUUCUAAGACGGAUACCAGUUGCAAUAUCAAAAACAUCCGAGCGCUUUUUUUACAAGUAAGUAAAAAAGAAGAAACUACGAAUGAAUAAACGAACCAUAUGAUCUCAUUCAAAAUUUUGUUUGCUACGCGAAGAAUAUGAUUUUUUUUGGAUUUUUCAAACGUUUAAGUAAUGAUUUAAGUAAUGAUACUCUACAGGCGCCUGUAUCAAUACGAGUUUUGAAUAUUUGGGUUGUCUAAAAACAAAGAAAUAUAACUCUAAUAGAUUGUGGGAGAAAAAAUCAAUCUUACAGCGAUUAAAAUUGAACUUCAAUCCGCGCGUCUGCAGUCUGAUAUUAACACGUGUGAAUUAAUGUCAUCAUUACUACCAUCCGAGCAUAUAAUAAUCUAACACCUAACAAUAAUAAAAUCAUAGAAACAGAGGGGAAAUCACAUAUUGUGUUAGUCACAAUUAAAAUGGCAUAAUUAUAAACUAGAAUCAUCAAUUGUAAGAUAACUACCGCUGAGAUACCGAACGUCAGCGGUCACGCGAUAUGAAAUGCUACUAAUUUUACGUUCCAAUUAUUAUAUAUCAUUCCUGACAUUAUUAUCUCUAGCUUUAUCCCUGUAGAGUAACGUGGAAAUAUGUGAAUUUCACAGUGGAAAUACGAUAUAAAUUUAUAACGUCUUAUGGACCCAGUCCCGGGUCAUGUAAAAUAUUUAUCGCGAUUGACGAGCGUAUCAUAUGGAGAUUGUACAUUUCUCAUCUGAUUACAAAUUGCUUGGAAAUCUUAUAGCGGAUCGUCCUUGGAGCUGGUUAGCCGGAAGUACCGUUGUGGUCCUCCUGUGUUUGACGGGGCUUUUAAAUUUUCGUCAAGAGAAAAAUCCACUGAAAUUAUGGGUCCCGCCGGAUUCGGAUUUCUUGCGGGACACCGAAUGGCUUAUGAAAAAUUUCGGAGAGGGAAUGCGGGUACAAACCUUGAUGAUGACCGGAGAAAACAUAUUGGAACCUCGAGCCUUGAUCAAGCUAAACGAGGCAACGAAACGAAUAUUCAAGGCACAUGGAGUUAUGAAUGGAAAAGCUGGGGGAAUUGUUACUUGGCAAGACGUCUGCUUCAAGGUUCCCGUGAUACCGGGACGCACGAAGCGUCAGGCGAAUCUGAUGAACGAGAGCGCCGACAGUCUCCUCGACGAAGAACCUGUUGAAAAUAUAGAAACGGAGGACGGCUUCGACAUAAUAUCAUUGGUGCCUACGGGAAUGUACUGCGGCGUUUACAACGCUAUGGAAAAGAGCUGCUAUUCAAAGAGCCUUUUGGACGUAUGGAAUUUCGACGACGACGUCAUCAACGGAUUGACAACAGAGAAUAUAAUAGAUAAUCUGAAUUCCGUUACCGUGAGCCCCAGCCUGGGCCACCAGAUGAAUUACACCGAACUCCUCGGCGAUGUCCUGAGGGAUGACAGAGGGCGGAUCGUCGGAGCGAAAGCUGUCCGAACUGAGUGGUAUUUGUUCGUAAAUUUUUCAAACGUUGACAUGGACAAAAUUGGUAACGACGUGGGAACAGCGGACUGGGCAACGGAGGACCUACUGACCUGGGAAAAUGCAUUCCUGAAAGCAGCCAGAGAAAGCUCGGAGGAUCUAAGGACGGUGGAGAGUAACGCGACCGCCGGAACCGACGAGGACUUGGCCUUUUGGUACGAAGCUGCCCGAAGUUUCGGCGACGUUAGCUCCUCGACGAUGUUCCAGGAUAUCGGUAAAGUCGCGAUGGGCGUUGUACUGAUGUCCUUUUACGUACAGAUUAUACUCUCCAGGUUGAAUUGGGUGGAAUGGCGUGUGAGCAUUGACAGAAUUUUGGCGGGACGGACUCUCCGUAGAUACCGAACUCUGAACACCACGAAUUUUUUCUUAUCACAGUUUUGCCUGACCACCGCCGGUCUGAUGUGCGUCGGGGGUGCUUUCAUAAUUGCCGUGGGAAUUUGCUCGUUGGCAGGGGUCCCUUACGGUCCCGUCCACACUUCUCUGCCGUUCAUGUUGAUGGGUCUCGGAGUCGACGACAUAUUCGUCAUGAUGGCGGCCUGGGACCAAGUGCAUUCGGAGGAGAUCAAUCGCAAAAGACCCUUGCCGGAGAGAAUCGGGACGAUGUUGAGCCACGCGGGUUCCUCAAUUUUCAUAACGUCGCUAACGGACGUCGUGGCCUUCGUCAUCGGCGCCUCCACGAUCCUGCCAUCUCUCCAGUCGUUCUGUAUCUACGCCGCGGUCGGAGUCUUCGUAACUUUCCUCCUUCAGGUGACGUUCUUCGUUGGCUUUUUCACCCUGGACACCCGGCGCGUGGAAGCGAAAAGGAACGGCGUCAUCCCCUGCGUGGUCCACCCGGAUCACCGGCUCUUCGAGAAAAACGAGGAACGUCUGUCGUGGCGUUUCACGGGCUUCGUUUAUUCCAGGGGUGUUUUGACCGGUUACGGUAAGAUCGUGGUCCUAAUCGUGACCGCGGGGAUAGCGGCUUUUGGAAUCUACGGUUCGACACGUUUGGAGCAACGUUUCGAUCCGGAGUGGUUUUUGCCGGAGGAAACUUACUUGUCAAAAUACUUGGCGAAGUCGAAGGAGCACUACCCGAAUCGUGGUCAAGACGGUUUCGUACUGAUGGGCGAAUUUGACUACGUGACAAAUUUUGGGAAGAUAUUGUCGCUCUCCAAAAAAUUGAAGACUCUAAAGAUACUCCAGAGCGUGGACAACUGGCCGAUAAAAUUCGCCAGUUUCGUCAGGAGUAAUUAUUACCAGGACGCGUCAAACCUGACCGAGUCUUCGUUCAACGACUACCUCUCUCAAUUUUUGUUCAGCCAGUCCGGUGGGAAGUAUACUAAAAAUUUUCGCUUCGAGGGUAACUUGACGUGCGGCGAAAACGUUCCAAAGAUACUGAUAUCUAGCAUAGAUUUCACAUUUUCCACAUUUUCGAACCCUACCGAAUGGAUCGGUGCGAUGGAUCUGAUGAAAGAAGUGUCCUCGAAAUCCGAGAUAGACGGUUUCGUCACGGUGUGGAGUAAAGUGUUCGCGAAUUGGGUGACCGAGAAAGUGAUAAGCCAAGAAGUGACGCGAAAUUUGAUUCUGGCCUUGAUAUGCGUGAUGGGAACAACUGCGGUUCUGGUAGCCGAAUUGCAAACGUGUUUUUGGAUACUAAUUUGCGUUCUACUGACCCUGGUCGACAUAUGCGGUUUGAUGUAUUACUGGGGUCUAACCAUCGACAUAGUUUCCUGCAUAGGUCUUGAGCUUGCGGUCGGUCUCAGCAUCGAUUACGCGGCGCACGUGGCUCAUGCUUUCCUGAAUUCCGACGUAGCCGAUAUAAACGGCGAUCGAACACCGAGAGCAUUGAGCGCCGUAAAGCACAUCGGGGCGGCUGUGGUUUACGGGGCGGGAUCAACGCUGCUGGCUUUAUCGUUGCUCGCGACUUCCGAGGCUUACGUUUUUCGAUCUUUCUUCAAAAUAUUCCUACUGGUCGUUUUCAUUGGUUUGUGGCACGGUCUUCUAUUCCUCCCGGUCAUUCUCUCCACUGUAGGGCCAAAAAGUUUGCAUGAUCAGAGCAAAAAAAAGCGCAACACGGUCAGAGUUGCUGACAAAAAAACAGAUUACCUUGAGGCCGCGGAAUUGGAACCAAUUUCCGCACAACCUUCCGAUCAUCUACCUCCUCCACAAUCGUCGGUUGAUAUUAACGAAAAAUCAAAAAUCUCCUCCUGAUUAUUAUUCGCGAUAUAGUUUUUUCAUUCUCUUUUCUUUCUUCUCUAUAUCUUCAGGUUUUUUUCCCUUGCUUUCUUUCUUUCUUUUCUUCGUCGAUCUGUCAUAUUCUUUAUCAAUAAUAUUUAUUUUUUUUUUCGUUUUGGUUCAAUAAACAUACAAAAUUAUUACACUAUUCAUACUAUUAAUUCACACAUUUAUACAAAAAUAAUAUAAAAACCUCGGAUAUUAUAAAUUAAAACACCAGUGGGUAUAUUUUUUUCUUUUAAUGUUCUUUUUUUUUUUUUUAAUAUUUUUUACCAUUUUUUUUUCGUUUUUUUUUUUUUUAUUUAAUUUUUUUUUUCUGCUAUUUUACUUCGCGUUGAUUAAUUUCCUUCUCAUUUCUUCUUUAUACGUUCGCGUUAAUCUUUUUCACGCAUAAUCUCUUUAUUUAUCGAUUUUGAUAUUGAAAAUUUUACAUCAUAUUUCUUCUAUUCUUUUCCUUCCUUUGCAACUUAAUUUUCGUCAUUUAAUUUUGAAAAAUCUUCCUUUCCUUGCUUCCUGUUUUUAUUUACUUAUUUUUUUUUUUUUUCAAUUUUCCUUCUUUUCUCGUUAUAUUAUUUAAAAAUAAUACAUCGCUAUUACGAUUAACGACAAACAAACGUUGGGGAACUAUACAAACGAGAGUAUAAAAUAGAAAGAAUGCAAAUUCAAAUAAAUAAUUGAACAUAUGACGUGUACAUACACAAAGUUAAAGAAUCAAAAGGAACAUUACCGUUACAAACGUAAACGUAUAGUGUAACGUAUGUAAUAAUUAUUAUUCCAUUUUAUUCAUUUAUCAUUAUUGUUAAUGUUAUUACGAAUAUUAUCGGUAAUAUUUUAAUCUCGCUUCUUUAUUUUUAUGUUUCUGUUUCGUCGCAAUAAUAUCCAUGUAAUAUGUGUGUGUGUGUUGUUUUCAAUAAUAAUAAGUAUACGAUGUAAAUGUACAUUCAACGAAUUCGCGAGGUAACGUAUAAUAAUAUUAAUAUAGGAGGUAUGCACAAACGACUGAUUUAUUCUCGUAUUAUUUUAUCCCCCUUCCCCCCGCUGCCUCCCUUUCUCUUCAUUAACUCUUCUGAACAGAAUUUUCGUUGUGAUGAGAAAAAAUCAAAACCCCAUCGAUAUGUAUAAAUAACAAUGUACACGUAACACGAUUACAAUAAUAUAUGUAUAGGUAUUACAGUUAGUUACGGGUGAAGAGUGUCAUAUUUUUUGUACCUAAGUGAUGAAAGAUUUGAGAAAAAUGAGACAAGAUGAAUAAAUUAAACUAAAUGAUAAAUGAAUGAGAGAACAAAAUUAUUGUAAAUUCAUGCUUGAAAUUUGGCUAAUCGAGAGCGGUUGAGGAAAGGGGAGCGGAGAAGAGCGUUUUCUAUCAGGCUACAUUAUUAUCAUUAUAAGGAUUGUUACUAUUACUGUGAUCAUUAUCAUUAUUAAGAUUGCUAAUUUAUUUGACUAAUCCAGGAUGUAUAUUAAUUGUAUUCUCCGUACAUUGUCAUUAUUGAGGCAAAAAAAAAUUGGAUGUUUGUAUCAUAGAUUCAUGUGAAUGAAUUAAAAUGAAUAAAGAAAAUCAUAACAACAA